AAACUCUCAAGAAGCAACCAUGAAGUUUCAGCUCGGCCUAGUCCUCCUGGCGUCUGCCAUCGGCGGCGUCUUCGCCGAGAUCCUCCCGGAGCUUGUGCUCGCGGACAUGCAGGGCCUCGACGCGAAGAAGGGUGAUGUCAGCGCGCAGGCUUGCCCGCCCAACUUCCCGCGCAAGUGCCCCCUCAACAAUCUGUGCUGCCGCACCUCCAAGUGCUGCCCCCUGUCCUGCUGCCAGGAGUCCGCCACUUACUGCUACAACGGACACUGCUACAAAUAAAUAAAUCGCGUUCGGUGGCCCUCGCCCCCUUGAACUGCCCUGGCAUGUCAAGUCCGCGUUUGGCCCAUCUGUCUAGUUGAGUUGAGGACAUGGACAGACGGCAGAACGCCCAGGCAGACACCGGAAACGAACUUGGCUUUGAGGGAACAUGCGGAUGCAGUCGUGUAGGAAUGGUGGGUGAGAUUGUGCAGAGAAGCUGGAGGCGUGCUUGCUCGUGACGUAGCCGUGUUGUGGGUUAAGGUGGCUGGCGGAAUGUGGGAUCUCUUUCUAUUCUGUCGCUCCUUAACAGCCUAAAUCAGUAAAUAUUACCAUAUCUCAAGUUGAAGUUAGGGG
Molecule: messenger RNA, 610 nt
Organism: Purpureocillium takamizusanense
Lineage: Eukaryota; Fungi; Ascomycota; Sordariomycetes; Hypocreales; Ophiocordycipitaceae
Exons: 1
Coding region: 20-277 (85 amino acids)
Source: RefSeq, a predicted model, not a curated record